This is a messenger RNA of Melozone crissalis (California towhee), 3872 nucleotides long. RefSeq names its product Mdm1 nuclear protein (gene SAXO6). The coding region runs from base 372 to 2642 and encodes 756 amino acids. Gene Ontology annotation, biological process: negative regulation of centriole replication. Lineage: Eukaryota; Metazoa; Chordata; Aves; Passeriformes; Passerellidae. The record is from RefSeq and is a predicted model, not a curated record. Gene Ontology annotation, molecular function: microtubule binding. The transcript is spliced from 15 exons.
AACAUUUUACUUUGCUCGCAAGCGUUUCAUUACAGAUCGGUGCUCUCCCCUGCCUCACAUCGACAGUAACAAAUUGUUGCUCGCUGGUUACACAGGGUCCCAGCGGACCUAAAGUCUGCUUGAGCUGAGUGCAUCUGGCACUGACAUUACCCCUGUGCCUGGGAGAGGCAGGGGGCACAAAGCCCUCGCUCAAGAACAGAACAGAGCAGUUCUUUUCCCAGAACAGGGAACCCGGGGAGGGUCGGCAGCCAGGGCAACAGGGAGUGUAAACACAUCGCCCGGGCCGUUCUCGGGCGGCACGUCCGCCUCUGCGCUUUUCUUUUACCGCCCUCCCCGAUCUUUUUAAUGUGAUACACCCAAAACCAGUCAGGAUGGAGAUUAACAGGGGGAGGGCAGUCAGAAAAGCGACCCCCGAGGGACGAUCUGAACAAGAAGGUGGAUUAAGAUCUCCUGACCGGGUGGCGAGGUCGGGUGAGGUGGCGAAGGCGGACCGGCAGCUGACACGCCAUCGCAGAGGCUCCAGAAGGGGACUGAGUGAAUACAAGAGAAACUUCAAAUGGAGAAGCCCCGAGUUUUGUAGCCCGUCCCAACAGCAGAAAUCCUUGUGGGCAGGACUUCGGUCGGAUCAGUUUGGAAUCACAAGAGAACCAAAAUUCAUUUCCAAGAGAAGGGUACCUUACCGUAAUCCACAGAUUUCGAAGUCCCUUGAAUGGCCAGCAGAUUGUGAUUUGAAUAACCAGCUGGAGACUGAAGCUGCAGAGUUGCACACAGACCACGAAAAUGAUAAUGGGAAUCAGGAAAAACUUGAAACACCAGAAGGACCCAGACUCCCCCCAAAAGUUCAGUCACAUGUGGUAGAUUCUGGUGGUGAAAUAGCUCUUGCCCUUGCAGAGAACAACAUGAAGAAAUCACCCUCAGAAGCUCCACCAAAUCAAAAUGAAGCAUUUUCAUCUCCAAAAAAGGAAUCAGAAAAAAUGGGUAAUGGGUUUCACAGAGCCCUUCAGAGGAAAGCAGAUAUAAAUAUCCCCAGAAAUUCUGAAUAUCAAAGCCAGUUUGUCUGGAAGAGUCCUAAUGAAAAGUCACCAAUACUUGCAGCUGAACAGCUGAUUUGCAACACAAAGAAAUCCAUACCUCCAGUUAAACCUCCUGCCAUUACUUCUGAAGCUGCAUAUGAGAGAAAUUCCAAGGGGUCUCCUCCUGUUAAGAGUCCACAAGAGAGAGAUGGUUCAGAAGAGAAAGAAUUUCUGAGUAAGAGGGAAGAACCGUUUCAAAAACCAGCAGAAGAUGCAACAAAACAAGGGAAAUCAGAACAGAAACAUCCUAAACAAAAUAAUAAGCAACAUAUCAGUCCAAAGCCCCUCACUUUACAUACAAGUCGUGGGAAGAUGAACACUGAAUAUAGGUCAAAAUUUUUGUCUCCAGCCCAGUAUUUCUACAAAGACGGAGUUUGGUCUCGUAUUAAGAGUAAAGCUCACAACCAGGCAUCUCAAAACACCCUAAAUUCCAUGUGGUAUAUGGAGGUGAGAGAGCUUCGAGAAAGAGCAAAGGCUUACAGGCAACGAGUAGAGGGAACACACUUCUCCAGAUACCAUUUCAAUCAGAUCCUGUCUGAUAAUAACAGUCUUUGGGAUGUGUCCUCAUCUUCCAGUUCAGAAGAAGGAAUCAGCAACAACAUCAGAGCACUAGAUCUUGCUGGUGUUUCUGAAAAAGAGACUGCAGCAAGCCCUGAAGUGCUACAGCAGCCUGACUCCAGAGAGCAAGCUCAUCAGGACAGCACAAAGAAAGACAUGUCAGAUGCUUUAACUGUUCCAGUCAAAAGACGUUUAGCUUGGGAUGAACCAGAAGGUACUGAAAAAAGGGAAGAUCAACAAUCAGCAGAAGAGAAAGAGGAAGAAAAGUCAGAUGAGCAGGCUGCAGUCAUGGACCAGCAAUUAGCAGAAAACAAUAAGGAUGCUAAAGAAGAUACAAAAACUGAAGGUGAGAAUGCCUUAGUAUUGAACACUUCUGCAGCUGUGUCAGAUUCUUCUGUAUCUUCAAGGAGAGGCAGCAAGCACCCUACUCUGAAGCUGAGAGCUCUUGCAGGAGCCCCAAGGACUCAUCAUAAUCACACUACCCCAGCUGUUGGAAGUACUGUUCUAGCGUCUGCUCCUAAGUUCAAGUCUUCAUCUUCACCUCAGAGAAGGCAAAACUCAGCAACAAACCCUGCAAAAAAAGAGUCCUUCCAGCCUGAUGUGAGAAUGGAAGCCACUUCACUCUUUAACUCUGCGCCUGCUGGGCUGGGAACUGUGGAUCCUCUGCCACUUAGGCAGGAUCAGUGGCCUCCUAACAGGGUUGCUGAUGAGCAAGUUCCUCUUGCUUCAGCCCAUCAAGAGCAGUCAAAGUCAGCAAAAAGCCACUCUGUGCCUUGCUGGAGUCUCUCUCAUCGUAUUCAAGGGACUCUUAAGGAUCCAGAAUUCCAGCAUAAUGGGAAUCUUGGCAAUCCAAAAGUGAGAACUUUCCAAUUGCCCCUUCGGGAAAGAAACCGUAAUGAUGAAGACGACAGGCUGUCUCAGAUUUCUGCUCGCUCGGCAGCGUCUAGUUCUCUUGCGUCUCAGAUCCUGGAACGAGCUCAGAAGAGGAAGGAUUUCUGGGGCAAGGCGUAGUCUCUCCUUCCUGUUGUACAGAAGCUAUUCAGUAAAAUGAUGUAUUUUGUAUAGCUUGUAGUGUACAUUUUAAAAUAUUGUGAUUGUAGGUUUCACACAGCAUCCUUUCACUUACCGUUGAUAUGGCUCCACUUUUAGGACUUGCCAUCCCAAUUGAAAAUUAAGUAUUUAAACUGAUGAUGUUGAAAAUUAAUGUUCUUUAUUUCUGAGAGUUAGGUCUUAAUUCACUCUGUUACAACAGCCUGUGAGGCUUUUUUUUACAGUGCCGUGCCACCUUUUGACACUGAGAUAAUUAUUUUUUUAUGGAACCUGUGUGUGACUUCUCAAGGUAUUUGCUGCAGUCAUGCAGUAUGACCUGGACCAGUAUUCAGGGGCAACACCAUUGUUCACCAGAUAUCUCAGUUGCUUUAUUUUAUCAAGUUAUCUUAAGGGCAGCUGUGGUAUAUGUGUUUAUGUUACUGUAUGAAUUGUCAGCAUAACACAGCACUGUAACAAAGAGUUACUUUUAUUACUUACCGCUUUUAACUUUUUACCAAAAAAUUCUAAUUUCUUAAUGACACUAACAUAGAGUGUCAUUAACUGUAGAACACACAGGAGUUUUAAGAGUGGAGCAUUAUGGUUUGUUCUUUGUCCACAGGUUUUUGGCCAGGAUGGCUGUCAGAGUUCAGUGUACAGUAUUGCAGUUUGUCAGCUAUACUAACAUGAAUGCUUGUCUUGUAGACUGAGAUCCAUGUUAAUUUCAGCUUCUCUAGAAAAAGCAAAUUCAGCCACCUUAACCAGUGGUGUUUCCCAGCUCCACUUCAAACUCAGGUAUUUAGGACUAGUGAUCUCUUUAAGUAAACUCAAAAGAAUGGUUUUUUCCUUGACUUUUAUAUUUUAAUUACCUCUUAUCUUAGUUUCCUGUUUUGGGGAGACUGAUUAUGAUUGUUACAUUAUGAUUGUUACAUGUUGCAUUAUGAUUGUUACAGUGAAAAGUGUCUGUGAUUUAUGCUGAUAGCUCAUUUUAUCUUUCCAAGUGAUGCAGACAAGAUAAAUGAAGCAGAGGAAAUAUGUGGCUAGCAAGCAGUUUAGUUCUCUGUGUGGCUUCAGGUUUUAAUACUACUUAAUUUGAAUAUUUUGUACAAGAACAAUUUGAAAUUUGUACACACUUGAUUGCAUUUUGAUUUUGUAUGUAAUUAUGUAUGCAUAUUACUGAAAAUAAAAACGGUUGUCUGCUUUGUUUCUUUUUAA